AUGGCCUCUCACGCCAAAGAAGCGAAAAAAAACGACGACCCGCCUCCAUACUCUGAACAUCGAACACACGGCGCGGCAUCAUCACCACCACCAACCGCAACUACCCAAGCGCCUCCUCCCCCUUUCACACCCCCACAACAACACCAACAACAACAACAACAACAACAACCAACUCCCCUCCCCCAAAUCCCCCGCCAGUUCCCCCCCGCAUUCAACAUGUACAUCGAAAGCCGCCGACACUACCACAUCGGCACGCACCAAUCGACCCCCCUAUACGCCGUCACCACCUCCCCCACCUACUCCUCCCGCCCGGAUGUAAUCCUGCACAGCGGCCCGGGCGACCAUACCCCCCCUCUGGCGGUCGUCGCGCGCUUGGGCCGCGCGCUCGAUCUCACGGUUACGUUGCCGGCCGUCUCUGGGUCGGGGGCGCCGCGCGCGGAGGAACGGGUUGAGACGCCGGGGUUUUCGAUGGGGGGUGGGGGGGUGUUUUCGUUUGUUAUUGAGACGGGGGUGGGGGUGGGAGUUGGGGUGGGAAUUGGGGUGGGAGGGGGGACGGGGAGGAGAGAGGCGUUUGAGUGGAGGAGGUCGAGGGGCGAUGCGGUGGAGGCGUUGGGGGGUAGGGCGAGUGGGUGGAAGUUGGUUCGGAUGAGGACGGAUGCGCCGAGCGGGUUGGGGGGAAGCGGAGGAGGAAGUGGUGGUGGGAGAGGAGGGGGGCAGCAGCCGGUGUUUACGGGGGGCGCGACGGCGGGGGACGGUAGGGAGGUGGUGGCGGUGUGGGCGUGGGCGAAUAUGAGUCUGACGAAGAAAAUGCGGUUUCGGUUUUUGGGGUCGGGGGCUAGCGGGGUGUUGGGGGAGAGGUGGGCGGUUAUGGCGGUUGCGACUGCGUUGUGGAUUUGGGAGAGGGAGAGGAGGUCUAGGGAGGAGUCGGGGCGGUAG
Daldinia childiae is the source of this 936-nucleotide messenger RNA. RefSeq lists its product as uncharacterized. NCBI's taxonomy places the organism in Eukaryota, Fungi, Ascomycota, Sordariomycetes, Xylariales, Hypoxylaceae. The record is from RefSeq and is a predicted model, not a curated record. The transcript has a single exon. Bases 1 to 936 code for a protein of 311 amino acids.